AAGUGAAUCCCAUUGCUGGGAAUCAGGGGGGAAGUCCUAUACACUGUUUUUCCCACUGGUGUAUGUAGUCGGCAGCUUUCUGCCCUAGUAUCAGAGCUCUCAGAUAAGUUACUGCUUCAGGAUGGCAAUCCCAGGGAGGGUACACCCCUUUGUCAUUCCAGAAAAUGAAGAAAUCCCACAGACUGUAAUUAAUGAUGUCCACGAUGCUGAUGAGAAUGAAGGCGAGAAGGCUGUGUCCAAACUGCAGCGUAGGCAAAGUGACAUAAAAGUCUACAAGGAAUUCUGUGACUUUUAUGCAAGAUUUAAUAUGGCGAAUGCCCUGGCUAAUGCCCUGUGUGAACGCUGCAAAGGAGGCUUUGCCCCUGCCGAGAAGAUUGUGAACAGCAAUGGCGAACUGUACCAUGAGCAGUGUUUCGUCUGUGCACAGUGCUUCCAGCAGUUCCCUGAAGGCCUCUUCUAUGAGUUUGAAGGAAGGAAGUACUGUGAACAUGAUUUUCAGAUGCUUUUUGCCCCAUGCUGUCACCAGUGUGGUGAAUUUAUCAUUGGUCGAGUUAUUAAAGCCAUGAACAACAGCUGGCACCCCGGAUGCUUCUGCUGUGAUCUCUGCCAGCAAGUCCUAGCAGACAUCGGGUUUGUCAAGAAUGCUGGGAGGCAUCUUUGUCGUCCUUGUCAUAAUCGUGAGAAAGCCAGGGGCCUUGGGAAGUAUAUUUGCCAAAAGUGCCACGCCAUCAUUGAUGAGCAGCCUCUCAUAUUCAAGAAUGACCCUUACCAUCCGGAUCAUUUCAACUGUGCCAACUGCGGGAAAGAAUUGACUGCUGAUGCUCGUGAAUUGAAAGGAGAACUAUAUUGCUUGCCGUGUCAUGACAAAAUGGGGGUCCCCAUUUGUGGAGCCUGCAGACGGCCUAUUGAAGGACGUGUUGUAAAUGCUAUGGGCAAGCAGUGGCAUGUGGAGCAUUUUGUCUGUGCCAAGUGUGAGAAGCCAUUUCUUGGGCAUCGUCAUUAUGAAAGGAAGGGCCUGGCAUAUUGUGAAACUCACUACAAUCAGCUAUUUGGCGAUGUUUGUUUCCACUGUAAUCGUGUCAUCGAGGGGGAUGUUGUUUCAGCCCUGAAUAAGGCCUGGUGUGUGAGCUGUUUUGCCUGCUCUACUUGCAACACUAAGUUAACUCUCAAGGAUAAGUUUAUUGAAAUUGAUCUAAAACCAGUCUGCAAACACUGUUACGAGAAAAUGCCGGAAGAAUUUAAGCGGCGACUUGCCAAACGGGAGAAGGAAGCGAAGGAUAAAGACAAGCAGAAAAAGAAAAAGCCAGUCUGUUUGUAAACUUUUCUAUCCCUUCUUUCAGCAUUUCCAGUACUUUCUCCUUUGGAAUAAAUUUGUGGAGUUUGACAUGAAGCCUGUCUGUAAGAAAUGCUACGAGAAGUUUCCCUUAGAACUGAAGAAAAGACUUAAGAAAUUGGCUGAAACCUUGGGGAGAAAAUAACUAUAUUUUGUUUGUUUUUUAAAUUUCUUCCUUCAUAUGCAAAGAUUAGGAAAUGUUACACAUGUUACUUGAUUUCAUUCACCCUCCUACAAGUUUUAUCCCAUAAGAGUGAGGAUUUAAAAGCUUCUGUACACAAAUAGCUUCACAAUGGUGUUAUACUGCUCUUCUUUCUCCUUGAAGAACUAUAACUUUUGUAUGGCCUUAUUUAGAACAUAGCUGAAAUUCUCUAUUUGCCCUCUCACAAAUUCAUUUGUAGAUAUAUAAACUAUACUUGCAUAGCGAGUUUCAUAUGAUUAAAUUAAUUCAGGCAAAAAAAAAAACCUAACUUAUUUUUAUGAAAGUCUUAGCUUUUGGAUGAUUCAGCUACCAAAUUGUAGAAUAAUUUUGAAUCAGAGCCAAAAGAAAAUUACUGCCAUUUGAGCAAAAAUUAACAAGCAAAUCUUAAACAUUUUUUGUGCAUCAGAUUAAAGAUCUUAACUUUCAGGUUACUAAGACAGGAAACAAGUUUAUUCACAACUACUUGAAUUUUGCUAUUUUUCUGUUAAAUGCAAUAAUUAUCCUGCAUGGUUUUGUAUUUUACUUUUAUUCUUUAUGAAUCUUAGUCCUUCAUUCAGAUACAUAACAUAGUAGUUAGGAUAUCUAGCAAAUACGUAUGCAUUUUUAAAAAUUUCUUUUUUUUGUGCAGAGAAUUUAUACCAGGUAUUUGAAAAUACAUUAUUCUUUAGCUAUAUUGGACAUAUGAAGUAUUUUUUUUAAUGUCUUAAAGCAAGCAUUCUUAUUAUGCUUCUAGGCUUAAUGUUAAAGCUAUAGUCUUAGAAUAGGACAUAAAACUCAACUUUAUGUAAUCUUGGAAUGUUGACACUUUUAAAAACAGUGAAUGUAUGUAUCUGUAUCGGUCAGACUUCUUUUAAUAUUCUCUCUAAUAGCUAUGCUUUAUAAACAAUCAAACCCACUUUGCCUUAGAAAAUUGCAUCUUUUAAUCACAAGUUCUUGCUGCUUGGUAUAAUACCAAAUAAAAAAACAAGUGAAUUUAAUUAGACUAGGAAACCCAAAUUCCUUUACCAUAGCCUUAAAUAUGUGUGUUUUUUUUAAUAUGUUGCCAGCUAAAGCUCAUGGAAUUUACUAUUUGUUGUCUUUCAGAAAGUGAGAGAUGUAUAUAUUAUGCUUCAGAAUUUCUAUUUCAGUUUCAUUAUCCAGUUAGAGUCUUUUUUUUUUUUUUUUUUACAGAAAUGAGGUAGAAGUGACCUUAGAUUGGUCAGAGGCAUUUUUGAAAAGGGCAAUUUUAGCUCCAGAAUAAAAGAUACCCAGUGGUUUCUCAACCUCAUUUUCCAUAUGGAUUUGCUACAUAAUAGAAAUGCAAUUCUAGAAACAUUUUUUUAAAUACUGCCAUUCCUGUCAUCAGAUGAAGUGCUCAAAAUGAAUUCUAGGGGGAAAAAACAGUUUGCCAAAAUGUUGUUGAAAUUUUUUUUAUGAUUUUUCCAUCUCUUGAAUGACUUGGCUGCCCUUGAAUACUUUGAAUUAAUAGUUGUUUCCCAGAUAACUUUCAUUGAGCUAAAUUUUGGUGAUGAUUUCAAACUUGCUGUAGCAAAUUACAUGGGUUUUUGUUUUCAGUGUUUUAACAUUAUGGUAGCCCAAAGAAGUCAGCCUCAUGUAAAGUGUAGACUCAGUAUGUAGUUUAAAGUUAAAUGUAUUCCUUCAACCAGUAUGCAUUGGGUUCCUGUUAUUUGCAAGUUAUAGGGUCUACAGAUGCAAAAAAAAAAUAAUUUUUGCCAUCAAACCUUAGAUUAGUGUUCCUCAAAACUGUGCCUUUCUCAUCUGAGACAUGACCAGCAACAUAAGACCUAGGAAAUACUUUUUCACUACCCAUCACAAAGUUGGACAGAAUUUUCAGAACUAGUCUGGUUGUUAAGAAGAGCAACACAAAUCUUCAGAAGUCUUUGGCAGAGGAGAGACAGAAAAAAAUAAAAACAAAGCACCAUAGAUUUUAUGGACCUAAUCUGGACAUACCUAACACGUAAGUAGGCAAAAUAAGUUUUUGCCUACUAGUAUAUCCCGAUGUUAACAAUUCACUUCUUUGUGUUGAGCACUGAUGUUCCCGCCAGUCCUCGUUUAAAAUGCAGACUACUUGAGAGCGCUAAUAUCCCUUAACUCCGUGAUGUAUAUUUGCUCAUCACAUGCUAGGUCUUUCAUGGAGGAAAGUAUUAAAGCUGCUGGUAGUGUGAGAGCAAGAGACUGUCAGGGAGGGGAGAAAGUUCUUAGGGAAGGGAAUGCCAGAGACAAGCUGCCUGACAACUUUUGUACAUAGCACUUGUUCUAACCACAAGGAUUCUUGUCAGGUUAGUAAGGUGCUAGCUAAGGUUCACAAUUUGUAGGACACCACAGUCAUCUGUUCUGCAUCUUUGUCUUAACAUUUAAAGUCCUCCAUGUGAGAAAUUAAAUGUUAUGAAACAAACCAUGGCUCUUACAUAUGAGUAGGUGCAGUUUCUCUUAGAAAUAAGCCAAAUAUGUAGGGGGAACAUGUUAAGGAUAAAAGGAAAAUUGACUGUUAACACUAUAUUUGAAAUAAGACAUUGUGUUGCCUUACCUAUUUGCUAAAAUAGCUCUUUCCAAGUGGAAGAAAGUGUAAAACAGGCUAAUAAUAUACCUAAAUAUGUGACUUCUUUUAGAUUGUAAGCCUGAUGGCAGGGACACUAAAUUAAUAUUUUAAUGUCUUAUCUAGCAGUAUACCCUUGGUGCUUAAUAAAUGUUUAAAAUAAUUA
Messenger RNA from Trichosurus vulpecula (common brushtail), 4237 nucleotides. RefSeq names its product LIM zinc finger domain containing 1 (gene LIMS1). Bases 122 to 1318 code for a protein of 398 amino acids. Gene Ontology annotation, biological process: cell-cell junction organization; positive regulation of integrin-mediated signaling pathway; cell-cell adhesion. The record is from RefSeq and is a predicted model, not a curated record. The transcript is spliced from 11 exons. Gene Ontology annotation, cellular component: cytoplasm; focal adhesion; cell-cell junction. NCBI's taxonomy places the organism in Eukaryota, Metazoa, Chordata, Mammalia, Diprotodontia, Phalangeridae.